GGGGAGGAGCACAGAUCACCUGGGAGCAGGUGCAGCACCAGGAUCACCAGGAUAGUCAGAAGAGCUUGACAGGAUGGCAAAUUUUAAGGGUCACGCACUUCCAGGCAGCUUCUUCCUGCUCUUUGGACUCUGGUGGUCUGUGAAAUACUCACUGCAGUAUCUCAGCCAGAAAGUAAAUAAAAAAUCCCACAGGGCUUACUGUUUCCAGCGUGUGGAUGCCAUUGAAGGGGGAAUCAAAAUCCUCUUUUCUCUAAUAGGGAUGCUGGCAGAGCAGUUUGUUCCCGAUGGUCCUCACUUGUACCUGUACAGCGGGGAGAAGCACGACUGGGUGAAGCUGAUGAACUGGCAGCACACCACCAUGUACCUCUUCUACGGCCUCUCUGGGGUGGUAGAUGUCUUCACCUUCAUCUCCCAGGUGGUGCCACAGGGUCUGGAUCGCCUUAUGUUGGCCAUGGCUGUGUUUGCUGAAGGUUGUCUCUUCUAUUACCAUGUCCUUCACCGCCCUAUGUUGGAUCAACACAUCCACUCCCUGCUGCUCAUCGCCAUCUUUGCUGGGGCUGGCAGCACCCUGCUGGAGGUUUUCCUGCGUGACAACAUUGUCCUGGAGAUGUUCCGAGCCCACAUCACCAUUGUCCAGGGAACGUGGUUCUGGCAGAUCGGUGUUGUGCUGUUCCAGCCAUGGGGAGGUCCCAUGUGGGAUGAGAAUGACCACAGCAACAUCAUGUUCCUCACGAUGUGCUUCUUCUGGCACUGGGCAGCUGCUGUGGCCAUCCUGGCUGUGAACUACAGCCUCGCUUACUGCUGUCUCCAGAGGCUCCGGAGGGGCAGUGGAGAGCCCUACAUCAACCUGGGGGUCCGGCAGCAGAAGUGUGACAGCAGCUCCCAAGCUGCCUUCUUGAACGGCUCUGAUGAAGAGUGAAGAGGGUGCAAACUCCUGCUCCAAAUACAUAAACAGUCACUUUUCCAGAAGAAACAAAUCAAAUUAAAUAUUUUUGUUUUGGAAGAGAGGUGCCCCCAUGGUGCUGCUGGGAGGAAGGCUGAGCACACAGGGCUGGCUGCCUCCAUCCAUAUCCAAAUAUAUCUGGCUCAGACAUGGCCACAACUUUGAAGUGAUUUUUAGCAGAAAAACAAAGCAUGGAAAUUCAGCAUGACAAGAUUACUUCAUCCUGUGGGCUCCCUUGUAUGCUCCCAUAGGGAUGGAGGGCAUCUUGCGGCCAGCUGACUUUUCCAAGAGCCUGGAGGCUUUGACCUGCUAUGGCUGAAGUCAGGGAAAUCUCCAGGCUGAGGUCAUGCACCUCUGACCCCAAGAAGGACGAGUUAGUGAGUGUUGAAUGUGAGACUAUGGCAAUUUUUGCAACACCACGGCUUGAUUGCACACAAUACAAAUGUUAUUACUGAAGCUUUGAACUAAAGAGGGGUUUUGUUAAUCAUUUUCAUGUUCACUUAAAGGCUAAGAGAGUAAAUAAAUGUAAAAUAAAAAUACUCACUGAGCUGAUAUCCUUAAAUUUAAGACCGAUAAAUUAUAGAAUGUGCAAUAAUAGCUUAGAAAAAUCCAUCCCUCAAACCUGCAAAACCUAAAGGACUGUAAGAUACAUGGCCAUGCAGCAGGGAUUAAUGAAAUGUCCCAGUUUUCCAUUGAAAAUAAACCCCCUCAGCUUGGAAAGCAAGAUGAAACAAGCACAUGAUUUGUCUUAAGCUGCCUUUACUAGCUAAUUUCUUGCAAAAAGUGAC
This is a messenger RNA of Serinus canaria (Common canary), 1731 nucleotides long. It is a transcript of the gene TMEM45B, whose product is annotated as transmembrane protein 45B. The record is from RefSeq and is a predicted model, not a curated record. NCBI's taxonomy places the organism in Eukaryota, Metazoa, Chordata, Aves, Passeriformes, Fringillidae. The transcript has 6 exons. The coding region runs from base 74 to 919 and encodes 281 amino acids.